UUGCGUUCUAAAGGACGUGAGUCACUAUGAGUCAAGCGCCUUAUCCCCCUACUGGAUAUGCCUAUGGACCUCUUCAAGGUUAUCAACCAGCUCAACCCCAGAUUGGCUUUGUUCCUCAGCCAGGGUAUGGUCCCCCAGCCCCUCAGCAACCUGGCCAUGGAUCCCUAGCCAUUACUGGUAGAGUAGACAGACCUACAUAUUCAGGCUCAGAUGUACCCCCUCAGGAUGUGUUUGAUAACCAGUUUGGCAAGCCUCCAGCUCCCUCUGCACCCCCUCCUGACAUGUUUGCGCAUUACUCUGGAUAUGAACAAACACAAUUUGGCAGUUCAUAUGUUCCUCCUCCACCCCCAUAUGUGCCCCCUCCCUCCUCACAGAUGCCAGAACAGCACUUCCAACAAGCCACUGCAAUAACAGAUGACCAAGCUCGAGAUGCAAUGAUUCAGUUUGUGAGUGAAAACUGUUGUUAUGGAACAGCUCCAGCGAGGGAAAUGGUGAUUAAAGAUGUCAUUCCUUCAAGUGCUUAUCAUUACUCUCUGGAAAGUUUCUGUGAAUCACGUAAAACUGAGUGGAAAUUUGAACCUUACCGAGGUCAGCCAAUAGACAGCCCUGUGAACGGACCUGCUCCACCGCCAUGGAGCAUUCCUGCCAAUCCCCCUCAGUUGUUUAAGGACCAUACAGCCAAUAUUGAGGUUCCUCACACCGCCAAUAUCAAACCGUGUCAUGAUUGUAUGGCUGUGGGAUACAAGCGCUGUUAUAAGUGUUGUGGGCGUGGAAGGUUGCGAUGUUCCAGGUGCCAGGGUUCUGGUCUCGUUGAAGGAACGGAGCAAAGAGAGCAGUGUACCAACUGCAUAGGUAGAGGUUGGAAAACUUGCGAGGUUUGUAAUGGCCACGGCCGAAUAAAGUGUGGGACGUGUUUGGGACAAGCCCAGUUGAAAACCUUCAUUGAGCUGACCGUAAAGUGGGAGAACCAUGUGUCUAACCAUGUCGUGGAGAGAACAGAUCGGUUGCCUGCUGAUCUCAUCGUUAAUUCCCAAGGAACUGAAAUAUUCAGGCAAGAACUACCAAGGGUUUGGCCAAUCACGAGCUUUUUUGACCAGCAAGUGAACGUGGGCUCGAAGAGGCUUGUAGACGAACACAGCAACAAGUGGCCAGCCAAGAGCAUUCUUAUGCAGCGUCAACAGCUGCGAGCAGUACCCGUGUCCGAGGUUGCCUACCAAUGGAAGGAGCAAUCAAGCCGCUUCUGGGUCUACGGUCAUGAUCACAAGGUAUAUGCUCCAGACUACCCCCACAAUGCUGCUGUGGCUGCAGUAUUUUGUAGAGCUGCCUCACAUAGAGCUGCCUCACAUAGUUUUAAAAUAAAUCUUUGGGUACACCAUUUAUUUUUCACGUAAUUUACCACGCUUGACAUGAAAUUGACGUCCAGCGUUGUAGUAUUUGUAAACUAAGGAAUCGUACCACAGGUAAAACUUUAUAGUAUUUGUAGGGGCCAGCUACGCUUGGCAGAAUAAAUAAGACACAACAACUUC
This is a messenger RNA of Pocillopora verrucosa, 1526 nucleotides long. RefSeq names its product protein SSUH2 homolog. NCBI's taxonomy places the organism in Eukaryota, Metazoa, Cnidaria, Anthozoa, Scleractinia, Pocilloporidae. The record is from RefSeq and is a predicted model, not a curated record.